This is a messenger RNA of Linum trigynum, 2195 nucleotides long. The record is from the annotation of a GenBank genome assembly. NCBI's taxonomy places the organism in Eukaryota, Viridiplantae, Streptophyta, Magnoliopsida, Malpighiales, Linaceae.
UUCCACUAAUCUGAAAAAAGCAGAGAUUUAUUAAAAUGAGAAAAAGGAGGGACACAGACACCAGACACAGAGAGAAAGAGGAAGAGAGAGCAUGGAAUAAAUCUCAGCGUAUAUCUGCCCCAUGUUGUUAGGGUUGUGUGCUCUCAACUCUCAAGCCAGCCAUUAACCCAAAAAGAGGAACAAGAAUUCCAUCAUCAUUAAUACUCCAAAACAAACUCUUCUCCAUAACCAUAACCCACUUCUUUGCCCUUCUCAGCUGGGUUUGUCCUAACUUCAUCAUUGCAGCUACAUACACCUAGCUUAGAAAAAAAAAAAAGAAGGUGGGAGAUCAAACAGCCUAUUUAUAGCUAAUCAAGCUUCCCCAAAAAUAAACAUAUAAAGACGAUUGACCAUGCUGGCUGAGAAGAUGGCAACCACUGAAGAAGCAACAUCAGCAGCAAUCCUCUCCACCAACAGCUUCUCUCACGAUCACAACCCUUUUUCUGCUGGAUCCAAUCCUCCUCCUCCUCCUCCUCUCAAUAAGAAGAAGAGAAACCUCCCAGGAACUCCAGAUCCAGAAGCAGAAGUGAUAGCCUUAUCACCAAAGACGCUGAUGGCAACCAACAGAUUCCUCUGCGAAAUCUGCGGCAAAGGGUUCCAGCGAGACCAGAACCUGCAGCUCCACAGGAGAGGCCACAACCUGCCGUGGAAGCUGAAGCAGCGGACAAGCAAGGAGAUCAGGAAGCGGGUCUACGUCUGCCCCGAGAAGUCGUGCGUCCACCACCACCCUUCUCGAGCCCUCGGGGACCUCACGGGGAUCAAGAAGCACUUCUGCAGGAAGCACGGGGAGAAGAAGUGGAAGUGCGACAAGUGCGCCAAGAGGUACGCGGUUCAGUCGGACUGGAAGGCUCACUCCAAGACCUGUGGCACUAGGGAGUAUAAAUGUGACUGUGGGACUUUGUUCUCUAGGCGUGACAGCUUCAUAACCCAUCGAGCAUUCUGCGACGCGUUGGCUGAAGAAACAGCGAGGAUGAAUGCAGCAUCCACAAUCUCGAGCUUGAGCAAUCUGAGCUACAAUCUAAUGGGUGCGGUUCCACUACCCCACCAUCACAUGGCUCCACAUUUCUCCUCUUUGUUCAAGCCAAUCUCCAUCAAUGAUCAGCAGCACCAGCAGGCAGAGAUUCUGCUGAAUCAAGAACCAAGGGGGACGAUGGCCCUGUGGAUGAGCCAAGCAGCAGCUGCUCCACCACACGAAUUAGUAGCAGCGCUCCACGACCCAUCCAUAGGCAGCAAUAGCAGCAGCAGCAACAUGUUUGGGGAUCACGCUCCUCUUCCUCCUCAAUCCGAACAUCAUCAUCAUCACUACGAUUUGAGUUGGCCAAUUGUAGGAUUAAACAACGGCAGCAGCAGCAACAACAAGAAGAGCAACAGUAGUGGUUGCAUAACAAGUAGCACAACCAAUGUGAGUGUUCCUUCAUUGUACAGCACGCAAAAGCAGCAGCAGGGAGGAGGAGGUGUUUCUUUAUCUUCGUCGUCUUCGUCACCAUUGUCAUCAUCAGCAAACAUGUCAGCCACUGCUUUGCUGCAGAAAGCUGCUCAAAUGGGGGCAACUUCGACCGCUGCUGACCCGUCUUUCCUUGGAAGCCUAGGAAUCACCAAGACCAGCAGCAGCACCAACAACAACAACAGUCAUGUCAACAGUAGCCAAGCGAUGGUUCAAGCAGAUCAAUACCAUGGCAACAGAUUUUGCGGGUUGUAUGGUACCACUGAUUCGAGUCAUCAUCAAAGUAGUAUGGUCAGCCCAUUUGGAAGUCUGUUGGAAAACUUCAACUCAUCAGCUGCAAGAGUUGGUGCUCCUCACGAUAUACUGAAGCUGAAUCAUAUUCAGCUUCAACAUCAAAAUCAGCAGCAGGAGCUGCAAGCAGCUAUGUACCCAGCAUGGAAAAGGCAGAAGACAUUCCAGGGUAGUGAAGACUGUGGUGGUGGAGGUGGAGGAGGAGGGCAAACCAGGGAUUUUCUUGGGGUUGGAGCAGCUGUUCAUCAAGCCUUGUGCCACCCAUCAUCAAUCAAUGGAUGGAUCUAAUAUUCCUUUUUUUUUUGCCCUUUCCUUUGUCGGUUUUUUUUUUUAAUUGUUUGAAUAUGAAUGUUUUUUUUUAUUGGAACUCCAAAGCAAAAAGCUAGUAAUAAUUACCAAAUAAUAAGUUGAUUAAGUGCAA